Molecule: messenger RNA, 2398 nt
Organism: Passer domesticus (house sparrow)
Lineage: Eukaryota; Metazoa; Chordata; Aves; Passeriformes; Passeridae
Gene: HDAC1
Product: histone deacetylase 1
Exons: 14
Coding region: 66-1520 (484 amino acids)
Biological process (GO): negative regulation of transcription by RNA polymerase II
Cellular component (GO): nucleus; NuRD complex
Molecular function (GO): histone deacetylase activity
Source: RefSeq, a predicted model, not a curated record
CGGGGCGGGCAGGGUUGGUUGCGCGGCGCGGCGGCGGGUCGGGCGCUGUGAGGGGAGGCAGGAAAAUGGCGCUGACGCAGGGCACGAAGCGCAAAGUCUGCUACUACUACGAUGGGGAUGUUGGGAAUUAUUAUUAUGGCCAAGGACAUCCCAUGAAGCCCCACAGGAUCCGCAUGACCCACAACCUCCUGCUCAACUAUGGGCUCUACAGGAAGAUGGAGAUCUAUCGUCCUCACAAGGCCAAUGCAGAGGAGAUGACCAAGUACCACAGCGAUGAUUACAUCAAAUUCCUGAGGUCCAUCCGCCCUGACAACAUGUCUGAGUACAGCAAGCAGAUGCAAAGAUUUAAUGUUGGGGAGGACUGCCCUGUGUUUGAUGGGCUCUUUGAGUUCUGUCAGCUCUCUGCUGGAGGCUCUGUUGCCAGUGCUGUGAAGCUGAACAAGCAGCAGACAGACAUUGCAGUGAACUGGGCAGGAGGUCUCCACCACGCCAAAAAAUCAGAAGCUUCUGGGUUCUGCUACGUCAACGACAUCGUGCUGGCCAUCCUGGAGCUCCUCAAGUACCACCAGCGAGUGCUGUACAUUGACAUCGACAUCCACCACGGGGACGGGGUGGAGGAGGCUUUUUACACCACAGACAGGGUCAUGACCGUGUCCUUCCACAAAUAUGGAGAAUAUUUCCCAGGAACUGGGGACCUGAGGGACAUCGGGGCAGGCAAAGGCAAGUACUACGCUGUCAAUUACCCGCUGCGCGACGGCAUCGACGACGAGUCCUACGAAGCCAUUUUCAAGCCUGUGAUCUCCAAGGUGAUGGAGACGUUCCAGCCCAGCGCUGUUGUCCUGCAGUGCGGCUCCGAUUCCCUGUCUGGGGACAGGCUGGGCUGCUUCAACCUCACCAUCAAAGGCCAUGCCAAGUGUGUGGAGUUUGUGAAGAGCUUUAACCUGCCCAUGCUGAUGCUGGGAGGAGGGGGGUACACGAUCCGCAACGUGGCUCGCUGCUGGACCUACGAGACUGCUGUGGCUCUGGACACUGAGAUUCCCAAUGAGCUUCCAUACAACGACUACUUUGAGUACUUUGGGCCAGACUUCAAGCUGCACAUCAGCCCCUCCAACAUGACCAACCAGAACACCAACGAGUACCUGGAGAAAAUCAAGCAGAGGCUCUUCGAGAACCUGAGGAUGCUCCCUCAUGCCCCUGGGGUCCAGAUGCAGCCAAUUCCUGAGGAUGCUGUCCAGGAGGACAGUGGGGAUGAGGAGGAGGAUGAUCCUGAAAAACGCAUUUCCAUCCGAAAUUCCAACAAGAGAAUCUCCUGUGAUGAGGAAUUCUCCGACUCCGAGGACGAGGGGGAGGGAGGGCGCAAGAACGUGGCCAACUUCAAGAAAGCCAAACGUGUGAAGGCAGAGGAGGAGAAGGAGGAAGAGGAGAAGAAAGAUGAGAAAGAAGAGGAAAAAGCAAAAGAGGAAAAAGCAGCAGCAGCAGCAGAGCCCAAAGGGGUGAAGGAAGAGACAAAAUCCACCUGAGUGGCUGCAGCUGGCUGCUUGUCAUAGGUUUAGCUCCUGGGUUGCCUCCUCCCCACAGGAUUUCUAUUUUAUAUAUGUUUUCUGUAUAUAUUUCUAUAUAAUUGUAUAAAUGACUGGAGAACUGUAAAUUAUUCCUUGCUGCACUCCCCUGGGAGCAGGCAGGGGAGGAUUCUGAGCAGCCCAGCUUUGCUGCUCAGGGAGUUUCACCCUUUGCCUUCCACUGCCCCUCCUUGGUGUGGCUCUAAAAACACAAAAAUCACUUCCUCCCCUUCCCUCUCUCCUGAAAUAACCUUGGAAAAGAAUAAUUUAAGUAGAAGUAGUGUCUGCAUUUCAGGUUAGCUGGGAAGAUGGCCAUCAAUUCUUGGUUUUCCUCGAUUUUUUUUGGUGGUGUUUUUUAAUGGGAGAAUUCCCAAAUGAAGCCUGGGAGAGACUUGUGUGGUUUCCAGCUGGAUUCCACCACGACAAAAAACCACAAAAAACAAAAACCUGCCAGCUGGUGCCACUUCUCAGGGUCAGAAUUGUGCAGUUCUUGGACAGAGUUGGCUCCUCCCUGCAGCAAACUUGGGGAAAGAGAUGAAGCAGCUGAAAAAAAAUCUGAAAAAUCCUUUUUUUCUUCUUUUUUUUUUUUUUUUAAAUGAAUCAGCCCCAGAGCCCAGAUCUGGAAAAUACAAAAUUAAAAUCACCCUCAGGGGGUGGUUCAGUUUUCCAAGAUCUGGAUCCAGGGAGUGUGGAUGCACCUCCAGGCAGGGAAGGGAUGGGAUUUUUUACCUGGUUUUUUAUGCCCCUCUCUGGCUGGGGAGAAAAUUCCUCCCCUUUUGGCUUCAUUUUUCUCCUGAAACGCCAGAACUCCCCUCAGAGCCUGGCUGCCAGCUUUUCUU